UCUCCCUAGCCCGCCUCUCUGUAGCAGAGAGGCAGAGCGCGCACGCAUUCCAUUUCUGGUUGUUUUCUUGCUUUCAUGUUUUCUGUAGCUUUGUAGUUUUCUUCUUCCCUCCCGCCCCUACAGGCCGCAGCUGCAUGAAAAUCCUCCAAUGGAUUACAGUUGGCGGACUGAACUGCCACACAAUCCAUCAAACCCUCUCCCACCAAGGGACCCACACUCUCAAAUCUUCUCUUCUCAUUUCUCCUAUUUCUCUCACCAACCGCAAAACCCUAACCCUAAUCCCAACCUUACCUUCCCACUAGCAGCUCCUCCAGCGACCCAUGAAGGCUACCAAGCUGCGGGUUUUGAUUCAGGCCUCGCGCCUCCUGGAACGCACUCUUCCGUGAGCUCAUACUUGGAUGGCCAUGGAGAUUAUCAAGCCCAGCCCGGCGUGGCGUACGGCCGUCAGACGGCGGACACGGCGUAUUAUCAUGACCCAAAUGUGCAGAAUUGGCCGUACGGGACGAACCCGAUCGCGUAUGCCACUGGUACCACUGUGCCUUCAAAUGGGACCGCGUAUUCAAACACAAGAUUGUGGAUGAAACCGACAGGUCGACCUCAUGGAAAUGGCAGCUCAAGGAAGGGAACAAAGAAAACCAAAGUUACUAAGAUUGUACAAUCAGCAUGGUGUGAAGUUUGCAAUGUUGACUGUAACACAAAAGAAGUCCUUGAGCAGCAUAAAGUGGGAAAGAAGCACAAAAAGAGCCUGGAGAAACUAAAUAGUAAGAGGGCCCCUGCUCCCAAUGCUUCAGGAGGGUCAGAGAAUCCCACAAUUGGAUCACAAGAAAAACCAGAUAAGUCUAAAUCUGUUGCUGCGCAUAAAAGUAGGAAGGCUGAGCAAGCAGAGGAUUUGGAGAUAAAGAGGAGGAAGAUGGUGGCAUCUGGGGCAGCUGUUGAUGCUGUCAAGGUAUGUGCUUUAUGCAAUGUGGUGUGCAAUAGCGAGACGGUAUUCAAAUAUCAUCUUGCGGGACAGAAGCAUGCGGCCAUGGCGAAGAAACAACAAAAUCAAGUGUUAUGUCUCACCAGAUGGGAUCGGCUAUAUGAAUCAUUUUUCGCCAAUUUAUACAAUCAUGUACCAUCAAUCCGAAAGCAAGCUGUCAUCUAUUGGGAUCUAAAAGUAUUACAUUAA
Molecule: messenger RNA, 1168 nt
Organism: Malania oleifera
Lineage: Eukaryota; Viridiplantae; Streptophyta; Magnoliopsida; Santalales; Ximeniaceae
Exons: 3
Coding region: 149-1168 (339 amino acids)
Molecular function (GO): nucleic acid binding; zinc ion binding
Source: RefSeq, a predicted model, not a curated record